This is a messenger RNA of Penicillium atrosanguineum, 942 nucleotides long. RefSeq names its product putative glycerol dehydrogenase. The record is from RefSeq and is a predicted model, not a curated record. Gene Ontology annotation, molecular function: aldose reductase (NADPH) activity. The transcript has 2 exons. Gene Ontology annotation, cellular component: cytosol. The coding region runs from base 1 to 942 and encodes 313 amino acids. Lineage: Eukaryota; Fungi; Ascomycota; Eurotiomycetes; Eurotiales; Aspergillaceae.
AUGGCUGCCUGUGACGUCCGGAUCAAGCUCAACACCGGUGCCGAGAUCCCUGCUCUGGGUCUCGGUACCUGGCAAUCUGGCCCUGGCGAAGUCGCCAGGGCUGUUGCCCACGCCAUCAAGGUCGGCUACCGCCACAUUGACACUGCUCUGGUCUACGGCAACGAGAACGAAGUCGGCCAGGGUAUCAAGGAGGCCAUUGACUCCGGUAUCGUGAAGCGCGAGGAGCUCUUCGUCACCACCAAGCUGUGGUGCUCCUACCACGCCCGCGCCGAGGAGGGUCUCGAGACCAGCUUGAAGAACCUCGGACUCGACUAUGUCGACCUCUACCUGAUGCACUGGCCCCUGGCCAUGAACCCCAUCGGAAACCAUCCUGUCUUCCCCAAGCUGGCCGACGGCUCCCGGGACAUCGACCACAGCCACUCCCACGUCACCACCUGGAAGAGCAUGGAGAAGCUCGUUGGCACCGGCAAAGUCAAGGCCAUCGGCGUCUCCAACUACUCCGUCAAGUACCUCGAGGAGCUCCUCCCCCAGGCGACCAUCAUCCCCGCCGCCAACCAGAUCGAGAACCACCCCUCUCUGCCGCAGCAGGAGAUCGUCGACUACUGUGCCGCCAAGGGCAUCCACAUCACUGCCUACAGUCCCCUAGGCAGCACCGGCAGCCCCCUCUUCACCGCCGAGCCCAUCGUCACCGUCGCCAAGAAGCGCAAUGUCACGCCCGCUACUGUCCUGCUCAGCUGGCACAUCGCUCGCGGCUCCUCUGUGCUCGCCAAGUCUGUGACUCCCGCGCGCAUCGAGGCUAAUCGGGCUGAUCUCAUCCAUCUCGACGCUGAGGAUAUGGCGACCAUUAAGAUGUACUCGGAGACUUUAGCUGCGACUAAGUCGUUCCAGCGCUUCGUCUUCCCUCCGUUCGGUGUUACCUUUGGGUUCCCGGAUAAGGAGUAG